Messenger RNA from Solanum dulcamara, 1440 nucleotides. Its product is annotated as methyl-CpG-binding domain-containing protein 11-like. The record is from RefSeq and is a predicted model, not a curated record. Gene Ontology annotation, molecular function: DNA binding. The coding region runs from base 102 to 1226 and encodes 374 amino acids. The transcript has 2 exons. Lineage: Eukaryota; Viridiplantae; Streptophyta; Magnoliopsida; Solanales; Solanaceae.
ACAAACUUCUUUUCAUUUACUGAUGCAAAAAACAGAGCUAAGUUUGGCUGAAACAGAGUAAGUGUAGUUUUUGAGUUUUGAUAUUUGGAGGAGAGAAUAAUAUGGAGGAGCAGAAUAUUUCUCUGGUUGAGCUUCCUGCGCCUCCGUCUUGGAAGAAACUGCUCAUGCCGAAAAAAGGGGUUAGAGAAAAGAAGAAUGAGGUUGUAUUUGUUGCACCAACAGGCGAGGAGAUAAGGAAUCGAAGCCAGUUGGAGAAGUACUUGAAAACACAUGAUGGAGAUCCUCGUAUAUCUGAAUUUGAUUGGACUACUGGUGAGGCUCCGAGGAGAUCAGCACGGAUCAGUCAGAAGGUUAACGCAAUGCCACCUCCGGCAGUGCUUGAGCCGACAAAGAAACGACGUCGUACUUCUUCAGCUACAAAAAAAGGUAUGGAAAUGGAUGUUGCAAAUGUCGAGAAGGAAAACACAGACAAGAAAGACAUGGAAUCUGCCAUAGAAGAAAAGGAAGGCUUGGAGGAGGAGGAGAAUGUAGUAAAAGAUGAAAUGGCGGACACAGGGCACAAGAAAGAAGAGGAAUUCUCUGUUGGAGAGGGUUCACAGAUGCCGAAAUAUGAGGCUGAGGAGACUGGAGCAGAAGUUGAAAUGAAGGACAAGGAGGACAAGAUGGGGGCUAAUAAGGAAAAUACGGAGCAUAAAAAAGAGGAAAUGUCCGGUAGAGAGGUUUCAGAGAGGCGAACUGAGGCCAGCGAUGACACUCAGGUUGUGGGUGGAGGUAAAAUGGCUGAAAAUGUUACAGAGGAGACUAUCACAAUUGAUGCCAACUUCUGGAAUGAUUCCAUGGACAAGGACUGUUUCAAGGGAGUGUUUGUAAAUACUGUAAUUGAAGAAACAAAUGCUGCUGAAGCAGGAGCAGAAGUCGGGGAGAAACAGGGAUACGGGGAAAAUCUAGAAUCCCAGAUUGAUAAAGAUAGCGGUGCAGCUGAUGAUAUGAAUCACGACAUUCCAGAUAAGGUCACACCAGAAGGAAAUGUCGCAGGAGGGGAGACGUACAACAUUCAGCACUCUGCAUUUGUCGGAGAAACUAGUGGUUUCCGUGAAGAGCAUAGGUCACUGGAAGAAGAGGAAAAUAAGAACAGGGCUGGUCUGGUGAUGGAUAAUGGCAAGAUUAACCAGCCAGAGCGCGCACAUACCCCACAACAUCAAUCUGCUGCUACCAUAAGUUGCUGAGUGUAGCAUCUAAAAUAAAUUAGACCUUCGCCCAAUGCAUGUUUAAUCCGUAAUUGGACGAUUAUAAUAGUAUGUUUAGGUGUUUAGGAAUCAGCUUUUCUGCAGAUCAACUUUCCUGAUCUUUUUGUGACAGUGCAUCUGUGAUCUGUACUUUGUGAUGUAUUGUGGUCUUCUAGUAUCUUACUAACAUAAAUGGUGACUUGUUUAUUGUGGA